UAUAAAAGAACAGAAAAGAAAAGAAAAAGAACAGUUAGCACAACAAAGAAUAAGUCUUCAGCUCGACAUACCCCCAGUAUCUCGUUUCGGUCUCCGAUCUUCAAAUCCAAAUUUGAACAACCCAACCCAAGCAAAACACACACACAUACACACUAGUAGAGAGAUAAGACUAGUAUUUGGACUGAUGAUAAUGGGUCGAUUUGGAGAGAGGUUAGUGGCGUUUUUCAACAACAGAUGGCUGGUUUUUGUGGCCGCAAUGUGGAUGCAAUCAUGUGCGGGUAUUGGGUACUUGUUUGGGAGUAUAUCGCCUGUGAUUAAGAGCUCUAUGAACUACAAUCAGAAGCAAAUUGCGAGAUUGGGUGUUGCCAAAGACCUCGGGGACAGUGUUGGGUUCUUGGCUGGGACUUUGUGUGAGGUCUUGCCUUUAUGGGCUGCUCUUCUUGUUGGUGCUUUGCAGAACUUUGUUGGGUAUGGUUGGGUUUGGCUGAUCAUCACUGGCCGAGCUCCUGCUUUGCCUUUGUGGGCUAUGUGCAUUCUUAUAUUUAUGGGGACAAAUGGUGAGACCUACUUCAAUACUGCAGCUCUGGUCUCCUGUGUGCAAAACUUUCCAAAAAGCCGUGGUCCCGUGGUGGGAAUACUAAAGGGAUUUGCCGGGUUAAGUGGUGCAAUUCUGACUCAAAUAUAUGCAUUGAUUCGUACCCCUGAUCACGCUUCACUCAUCUUCAUGGUUGCAGUUGGGCCAGCAAUGGUGAUUAUUGCCCUUAUGUUCAUUGUCAGACCUGUUGGAGGUCACAAACAAGUCAGACCAUCUGAUGAGAUGAGUUUCUCAUUUAUCUAUAGCGUCUGCCUCCUUUUGGCUGCUUAUUUGAUGGCGGUCAUGCUUGUUCAAGAUCUAGUUGAUUUGAAUGAAAAUGUGAUCAUAAUUUUCACGGUGAUUUUAUUUAUUCUUCUAUUAAUCCCCAUUAUAAUUCCUGUCUGGUUGAGUUUUUUCUCAGAGACGAGAGAUCCGGCAGAAACAGCUCUUCUGCAUGAGCCACAGAAACAAGGACCAAGCCAAUCCGAACAUGAUGUGAAUGAGGUUAUAUUUAGUGAGAUGGAAGAUGAGAAACCUAAGGAAUUAGACUUGCUUCCAGCUUCAGAGAGGCAAAGGAGAAUCGCCCAGCUGCAAGCAAAGCUAGCCCAAGCAGCAGCAGAAGGAGCUGUGAGGGUCAAGCGGAGAAGGGGCCCACAUAGGGGGGAGGACUUUACCUUGACACAGGCUUUGAUAAAGGCUGACUUUUGGCUCAUCUUUUUCUCACUUCUAUUGGGAUCUGGAUCUGGUUUGACAGUGAUCGAUAAUUUGGGUCAGAUGAGCCAAUCUUUAGGAUAUAAUGAUACGCAUAUAUUUGUUUCCUUGAUCAGCAUUUGGAACUUUCUUGGUCGUGUUGGUGGGGGUUACUUUUCUGAGAUUAUUGUCAGGGACUAUGCUUAUCCAAGGCCAGUGGCCAUGGCUGUUGCCCAAGUCAUAAUGGCAUUUGGGCACUUGUUCAUUGCUAUGGGUUGGCCUGGAGCAAUGUACAUUGGUACUCUGCUGAUUGGGCUUGGGUAUGGGGCCCACUGGGCAAUUGUGCCGGCUGCUGCCUCCGAGUUGUUUGGCUUGAAAAAAUUUGGAGCGUUGUACAAUUUUCUCACUCUGGCAAACCCUGCUGGUUCCCUAGUCUUCUCUGGUGUGAUUGCAAGCAGUAUAUAUGACAGUGAAGCAGAGAAGCAAGCUCAUCGACCACACCAUCAACGAGAUCUGGGAUCAAUAAUUUUAGGCAGCCUUGGCUCGGAUGAACCCCUGAAGUGUGAAGGUUCCAUAUGCUUUUUCCUGACAUCUAUGAUAAUGUCAGGACUUUGCCUUAUUGCAGUUGUUUUAAGCAUGAUUCUCGUCUAUCGCACUAGAAGUGUGUAUGCUCACCUUUAUGGAAAAUCUCAAACAUAGACUCGUGGGAAGAGAACCUACAUGGCUUUCAGAACUUGAUUAUUUUGGAUUAUUAUAUUUUGUGCAAGAUAGUGGAGAUUCUACUGUUUCCAACCUAUGUAAAGAUGUUCAUUGAGAGAUGAUGAUGGCAAACAUACGUCAUGACAGCUCUCCAGAGAAUGAGGACCAGAUGUACUUGGGGUAUUACCACACUCUUCUACUAACCCAGAUGGGUCUAUUUUGUUGAGUGAUGUUACAUCUUCUGUUUUGAAUGUCAAGUGUUGUAUCUUGUCAAACUUGGAUUAAACUGUUGAUCAUUAAACUCGGCUUUGUAAACCAUUUUGUAAUGAAUCCUGCUUUCAGCAGAGGAUUCCUUUUCCGAUUUCAGAUCUUUUAUGUUUUAGCAUCAA
Messenger RNA from Camellia sinensis, 2352 nucleotides. Its product is annotated as protein NUCLEAR FUSION DEFECTIVE 4. The record is from RefSeq and is a predicted model, not a curated record. Gene Ontology annotation, cellular component: membrane. Lineage: Eukaryota; Viridiplantae; Streptophyta; Magnoliopsida; Ericales; Theaceae.